CCGAACACAGGAGGCGGGAUUAUUUGAAUACAGGGAAGUAAAAUAAGACGUGGUCUUUGUGUGGUAAAGAUUAUAAACGGAAAUUACUUUGCAUCUGAAUUUUUGAAAGAUAAAAUAUUACAUUAUACAGCAUUUUAAAAAUAAGAGGAAUGAGCAUUAAGACCGUUGAUGUCCCGUGUCUUUUCCAGUUGUCAUUUUUCGCCAUGUGCCGUUUACACACGUUUCCAUGGAGGUAUUUAGAAACUGAACUCCAAAACUCACCAUCAGAAGUCAUUUUGGACAUUUUAAAAAAGACGUGUCUUCAUCCAGUAUGUCAUAAAACUCCACCAUCAGUGAAAUACAGGAGGCUCUUCCUAUCCGAACUAAUAAAAAGGUAUGAGUCGACUGCUUCCGAGCCUUUGGAUGAGCUGUAUGAUGCGCUAGCUGAGGUGUUGGGCGCUGCAGAGGAGACAGCGUGUUAUAAAACGUAUUUCCUGCCUUCAGGAGAGCCGGUGAGUUUGGAAGAGAAUGUAGCGAUGAUCUCCGAGGGCACCACCGGGCUCGUCACAUGGGAAGCUGCUCUCUACCUCGCCGAAUGGGCGCUGGAAAACACACACAUCUUCACUGGAAGGACGGUGCUGGAGUUGGGCAGUGGAGCAGGACUCACCGGUGUAGCAGUGUGUCAUGCCUGCAAGCCCAAAAAAUACAUUUUCACUGACUGCCAUCAAAGUGUGCUCCAGAGACUUCAGAAUAAUGUCCAGCACAACGGUUUAAACGAGGAGGACGGCACCAGCGUGUCUGUGUGUGUGGGGGAACUAGACUGGGAACACGCACGAGACGAAGAGCUGCAGAGAUUUGGAGCGCAGACCAUCAUAGCAGCAGACGUGGUGUAUGAUCCUGAGAUCGUCGUCUGUCUGGUGAGACUUCUAGCGAAACUUUUAAAGAUUCAGAAAAAGCCUCCGGAGGUUUACAUCUCCUCGACGAUACGCAACCCAGGAACCUACACCUGCUUCAAGAAGGAACUGGAAAAGGCUGGGUUAAAACACGUCAUUGUUACGAAUCCCGUCACGCAAGUUUUCCUGUACGACAGAGUUUCUUCGAUAGAAAUCAUCAACGUGCACGCUGCUGACUGAAUGCAAAAUGUAAUAAAGUGCUUAUUUACAUCGUA
Molecule: messenger RNA, 1147 nt
Organism: Ictalurus punctatus (channel catfish)
Lineage: Eukaryota; Metazoa; Chordata; Actinopteri; Siluriformes; Ictaluridae
Gene: eef2kmt
Product: eukaryotic elongation factor 2 lysine methyltransferase
Exons: 8
Coding region: 150-1112 (320 amino acids)
Source: RefSeq, a predicted model, not a curated record